UAAUUUUUAGUUACUCCGUAUGAUUGAUAGUGUUACGCUGUUGUUGUUUGUGAAAUAAUCUUGAAGCCCAGGAACUAAAAAAUUGAGGCCCAAAGCUGAAUGGUUAAACUGUGGGCGUUUGACUCGGCGGUCCAAAGAAGAAGGAAUGGGAGUGGAAGUGGAGAUGGAAAUGGAGAUGGAGGAAUUAGAAAGAAUUCAAAGACGAAUCCUCGAAAGAAUAGCAAAACUUGAGCUCCAACUCUCGUCCUCCGAUGACGCCGCCAGUGACCCCACCGCAGAGCGUCUUUCCGGCAUAUUGCGGUCCAAUGCUGUCACCGAUUUUAAGUUCAAGGUUGUCCCUUCCGAUUAUUAUGAGCGUUCUCUUGAAGCUAGACGAGAUCUCUUAUCUGCGCCAUCCAUUCAUCAUCUUUGUAAAAGCAUUGUUUUGGUGAAUACUCAAGCCCAGUCUGACGUUGUUGAUUGUAGCAACCGGUAUAAUUCAAAGUACUAUGUGGUGGUUGUACAGUACACUGCAAGAUUCAAUGCUGAAACUGUCAAAAACUACCUGUACGCUCUCAAUCAGGGCAAAGUUCCUAAAAAGAAAUUCAAUUUGAGGCUUGCUCCAGAGGAAAUAUCAAACAACUUAACCGGAUUUGAACAUAAUGCUGUUACAUGCAUUGGCAUGAAGACUGACAUACCGGUUAUAUUGGAUGAAGCAAUUGUGAAGCUUUUGCCUGACUUCUUCUGGUUGGGAGGAGGGGAGAUCUACUUAAAGAUGGGGAUCCGUACAUCCGAAUUCAUUCAAUUUGUGAAGCCAUUUAUAUUCAGCUGCAGCACUGCUUGAUUGUUCAAGAUCAAUCAAACAGGCAUUGAUUCAGUGCUACUGUAAUUGUACUGUGGUCUUAUACAAGAUGUUUUGCUUCAGGUGGUUUAUUUUACCAGAGCAAUUUUCAUCUUAUAUUUGAUUUUUAAAAUAGUAUACCAGUCAACAAGUUAUAUGCACUGCAUGAGAAAGUACAGGUUCCUUGGAUUGACUCAUGAGUCAUGAGCAGGACAAUAUUGUUGAGGUCCUUUUUUGGGCUCCAGUUGAAUGGACCAAGAUGUCUCCUGACUAGCUUUGUAAGCGGAUCAAUGUCCCAUGAUGUCUUCUAUAGCUUACAUGAUUUUUAAUAGUCAAAGAUGGCCGGUUACAGGAUUUGUCCCAAACGUUUUUCUUCUUGCCGAACUUGAUAAGUCGGUACUCAUAUGGGUUAGGGUCACCAUCUCUUAUGAACUUGUAUGAUUCAUAUAGAUUAAUGUUUUCAGUAUUUGCUACUCUGUACAAAGCUAGCCCUGCAUACAUGACUUUUUUUAUUUAUUUAUUUAUUUAUUUAUUUUA
Messenger RNA from Chenopodium quinoa (quinoa), 1357 nucleotides. RefSeq lists its product as uncharacterized. The record is from RefSeq and is a predicted model, not a curated record. NCBI's taxonomy places the organism in Eukaryota, Viridiplantae, Streptophyta, Magnoliopsida, Caryophyllales, Amaranthaceae. The coding region runs from base 146 to 823 and encodes 225 amino acids. Gene Ontology annotation, molecular function: aminoacyl-tRNA deacylase activity. The transcript has 5 exons.